GAGGAGCUGAAAAUGCAGAUUUAGCAUCAAGCACAGAUACACUCGGUCUUUCUCUGAGAUACACACAGCUCUGCACGUUAGCACCUCUGCGAGCGAGCCGGGCUGCCCGACCUCACGGCUUCCCCGCCGGCCAGAGGCUGGAGAACACACACUGAUUUGCUGCUUUCCAAACCCCUAAUCAGUGUUUUCCUCUACACAAAGAUUUUUCAAAUAACAAACACCAACAACAAAAACUACAUCUUUUUUUUUUUUUUUUAAUUUGGACCUUCCUUGUGGGACCCUGCUCCGGCAUCCUGCGCGCCUCCUGACACCACUUUUCACUCCCAGAGAAAGAUGAGAGGUGGUUGUAUCUCCCAAGGGAAGGCGGCUGCGGGGCUCCUCUUCUGUGUCAUGGUUUUCGCAUCUGCCGAGAGACCGGUCUUCACGAAUCAUUUUCUUGUGGAGUUGCACAGAGGCGGAGAGGAAGAAGCUCGCCAAGUUGCAGCAGAGCACGGCUUUGGAGUCCGAAAGCUCCCCUUCGCUGAAGGCCUGUACCAUUUUUAUCACAAUGGCCUGGCCAAGGCCAAGAGAAGACGCAGCCUACAGCAUCAGCAGCAGCUGGAGAGAGACCCCAGGGUAAAGAGGGCCUUGCAGCAGGAAGGAUUCAACCGGAAAAAGCGAGGAUACAGAGACAUCAACGAAAUCGACAUCAACGUGAACGACCCUCUUUUCACAAAGCAAUGGUACCUGAUCAAUACUGGGCAAGCUGAUGGUACUCCCGGUCUCGACUUGAAUGUGGCAGAAGCCUGGGAGCUGGGAUACACAGGGAAAGGUGUUACCAUUGGAAUUAUGGAUGAUGGAAUUGACUAUCUCCACCCGGACCUGGCCUCGAACUACAACGCUGAGGCGAGCUACGACUUCAGCAGCAAUGAUCCCUAUCCGUAUCCUAGAUACACAGACGACUGGUUUAACAGCCACGGGACGAGAUGUGCCGGGGAGGUCUCUGCGGCUGCCAACAAUAACAUCUGCGGGGUCGGUGUGGCCUAUGGCUCCAAGGUCGCAG
Messenger RNA from Capra hircus (goat), 1042 nucleotides. RefSeq names its product neuroendocrine convertase 2. Gene Ontology annotation, biological process: protein processing. Gene Ontology annotation, cellular component: trans-Golgi network; Golgi membrane. NCBI's taxonomy places the organism in Eukaryota, Metazoa, Chordata, Mammalia, Artiodactyla, Bovidae. The record is from RefSeq and is a predicted model, not a curated record. Gene Ontology annotation, molecular function: serine-type endopeptidase activity.